This is a messenger RNA of Pipistrellus kuhlii (Kuhl's pipistrelle), 1560 nucleotides long. It is a transcript of the gene B3GALT4, whose product is annotated as beta-1,3-galactosyltransferase 4. Gene Ontology annotation, molecular function: N-acetyl-beta-D-glucosaminide beta-(1,3)-galactosyltransferase activity. Lineage: Eukaryota; Metazoa; Chordata; Mammalia; Chiroptera; Vespertilionidae. The coding region runs from base 145 to 1302 and encodes 385 amino acids. Gene Ontology annotation, cellular component: membrane. The record is from RefSeq and is a predicted model, not a curated record. The transcript has 2 exons.
CGGGCCGCCCUCCCGGCAAGAGGCGGGGCCGCGCUCGGCGCCCGCGGGGGGCGGCCGGUGCGGCACCUUCCCCGGCAUGGAGCUGAGCGCCGAGGAGCUGAGCCGCGUGGCGGGGCGGCGGCCAGGCUCCCUGUGACGGCGGCCAUGCCCCUCAGCCUCUUCCAGCGCCUCCUCCUCGCCGGCCUGCUGCUGCUGAUGGUCUGGGCCCUCCUGGGGCCCGCGGGCCUCGGGGAGGAGCUGCUGAGCCUCUCGCUGGCGUCCCUGCUCCCUGCUCCGGCCUCGCCGGGGCCGCCCCUGGCCCUGCCGCGCCUCCUGAUCGCCAACGAGGGCGCCUGCGGCGGCCCCGGCGGCCCCCCCUUCCUGCUCAUCCUGGUGACCUCGGCCCCCCAGAACCUCAACCAAAGGAACGCCAUUCGGGCCUCGUGGGGCGGGCAGCGCGAGGCCCGCGGGCUCAGGGUGCAGACGCUCUUCCUCCUGGGAGAGCCGGGCGGGCGGCAUCCCGGCUCCCGUGGGGACGACCUGGAACGCGAGUCAGCGGCCCAGGGGGACAUCGUGCAGGCGGCCUUCCGGGACUCCUACCGCAACCUGACCCUCAAGACGCUCAGCGGGCUGAGCUGGGCGGACAAGCACUGCCCCAUGGCCCGCUACGUCCUCAAGACGGACGACGAUGUGUUUGUCAACGUUCCAGAACUGGUAUCAGAGCUGGUCCGGCGAGGGGGCCAUGGGGAGCAACGAGAGAGGGGCACGGAACCCCGGAGAGGGGCUGAGGCCGGAGACGCAGGGUGGAAAGGAGGCAGCCCCUCGCCGGUGCGGCAGCCCACGCCUCCACUGUACCUGGGCCGCGUGCACUGGCGGGUGUACCCCAUUCGGACUCCAGGGAGCAAGCACCAGCUAUCAGAGGAGCAGUGGCCUGCCAGCUGGGGCCCUUUCCCACCCUACGCCUCCGGCACAGGGUAUGUGUUGUCAGCUUCCGCUGUGCAGCUCAUCCUCAAAGUGGCCAGCGGGGCACAUUUUCUGCCCCUGGAAGAUGUCUUUGUGGGGAUAAGUGCCCGACGAGGAGGCCUCACCCCAACCUCCUGUGUCAAACUGGCUGGUGCCACCCACUAUCCCUUGGACCGGUGCUGCUAUGGGAAAUUCCUGCUGACGUCCCACAAGGUGGACCCCUGGAAGAUGCAGGAAGCCUGGAAGCUGGUGGGGGGCUCCGAUGGGGAAAGGACUGCGCCCUUCUGCUCCUGGCUCCAGGGGGUCCUGGGCAUCCUGCGGUGUCGGGUAAUAGCCUGGUUUCAUAGCUUCACAGCCUGAGCGGACCCGGGCCAUUGGAGAGGAGGGAGGAGCUGAGGGUGCAGCCAGCUCCCCCACCUUCCUCCCAGCCCAAGGCAUCUGGCUGCAACUGGGCAGCUUCCUUACACAAGUGCUCUCUGUCACUGAAGCCUGAGGAUUUAGGGGAAAACUAGGGUCUGGCCUGCCAGCUCCGAAGAUGCUCCUCAGGGGAGUAAACAGUGCUGCGGUAAGCCCCCACGGCAGCAGAGGGCAAGAGCCCUCAAUAAAUUGGUCUCUCUA